CAGGAGUGCUGGUGUGCCCAGAGGCUUUGAAUCCUUUGGAGUUGGAGUUCCAGUAGUUGUGAGUACCAUGCUGUUGAAAAAGAAACGUAUUUUCCACAUCUGUUGGACGGACCACUCUGUAUCUAUUAAGUCAAUUUGAUCUAUGAUUUGGAAACACAUUGAGAAAUCAGCCUGGGCAACCUGCAGGGCACAAGGCACAGGAUUCUGCAUGGCCAUUUGGACUCCCGGGAGGUGAGGACUUGCUUUGAUUCACAGAGUCAGGAGAAAUGGCAAAGCGAACCUUUUCCUCCUUGGAGGCGUUCCUCAUUUUCCUUCUGGUAAUAAUGACGGCUAUCACAGUGGCCCUUCUCACCCUCUUGUUCGUCACCAGUGGGACCAUCGAAAACCACAAAGAUUCAGGGAAUCACUGGGUUUCAACCACCCAGGGCCCCACAACCACCCAGUCCUCUCCAACCACACAAACUCCAAUCACACAAACUCCGGACCUCACUCCCUCUCAGAACUUCAGUGGCUACUACAUUGGUGUUGGGCGAGCUGACUGCACCGGACAAGUGUCAGAUAUCAAUUUGAUGGGCUAUGGCAAAAAUGGCCAGAACGCACAGGGUCUCCUCACCAGGCUGUUCAGCCGCGCUUUUAUCUUGGUGGAUCCAGAUGGGUCAAAUCGAAUGGCAUUUGUGAGCGUGGAACUAAGCAUGAUUUCCCAACGACUCAGGUUGGAGGUCUUAAAGAGACUACAGAGUAAAUAUGGCUCUCUGUAUCGAAGAGACAACGUUAUCCUGAGUGCCACUCACACACACUCUGGCCCAGCAGGAUUUUUCCAAUAUACACUCUAUAUACUUGCCAGCGAGGGAUUCAGCAACCGGACCUUUCAGUACAUAGUCUCUGGGAUCAUGAAGAGCAUUGAUAUAGCACACACAAAUCUUAAACCGGGCAAAGUCCUUAUCAACAAAGGAAAUGUUGCUAAUGUGCAGAUCAACCGCAGUCCCUCCUCUUACCUUCAGAAUCCACCGUCGGAGAGAGCAAGGUAUUCUUCUAACACAGACAAGGAAAUGGUCGUCUUGAAACUGGUGGAUUUGAAUGGAGAAGACUUGGGCCUUAUCAGCUGGUUUGCCGUCCACCCCGUGAGCAUGAACAACAGUAACCACCUCGUCAACAGUGACAAUAUGGGCUACGCGGCUUACCUUUUCGAGCAAGAAAAGAACAGAGGCUAUCUGCCUGGACAGGGACCAUUCGUAGCAGGCUUUGCUUCAUCAAAUCUCGGAGACGUGUCGCCCAACAUUCUUGGCCCGCAUUGCGUCAACACAGGGGAGUCUUGUGACAACGACAAAAGCACCUGUCCCAAUGGUGGGCCUAGCAUGUGCAUGGCCAGUGGACCCGGACAAGAUAUGUUUGAGAGCACACACAUUAUAGGACGGAUCAUCUAUCAGAAAGCCAAGGAGCUGCAUGCCUCUGCCUCCCAGGAAGUGACCGGCCCAGUGCUCACAGCUCACCAGUGGGUGAACAUGACGGAUGUGAGCGUCCAACUCAAUGCCACACACACAGUGAAGACGUGUAAAGCUGCCCUGGGCUACAGUUUUGCCGCAGGCACAAUUGAUGGAGUUUCGGGCCUCAAUAUUACACAGGGAACAACAGAAGGGAAUCUAUUUUGGGACACUCUUCGGGACCAGCUCUUGGGAAAACCAUCUGAAGAAAUCAUAGAAUGCCAGAAACCUAAACCAAUCCUAAUCCACACGGGAGAGCUGACAAAACCUCAUCCUUGGCAACCAGAUAUUGUUGAUAUUCAGAUCGUUACUCUUGGUUCGUUGGCCAUAGCUGCUAUCCCUGGGGAAUUUACAACCAUGUCAGGUCGAAGACUUCGUGAGGCAGUUAAAAAUGAAUUUGCACUUUAUGGGAUGAAGGAUAUGACUGUUGUUAUCGCAGGGCUGAGCAAUGUUUAUACCCACUACAUUACCACAUAUGAAGAAUACCAGGCUCAACGGUAUGAGGCAGCAUCUACGAUUUAUGGACCACACACCCUGUCUGCGUACAUCCAGCUCUUCAGAGCCCUUGCUAAGGCAAUUGCUACGGACACAGUAGCCAACAUGAGCAGCGGUCCUGAGCCUCCAUUCUUCAAAAACCUGAUAGGUUCACUUAUUCCUAAUAUCGCGGAUAGAGCACCAAUAGGCAAACAAUUUGGGGAUGUCCUGCAGCCAGCAAAACCUGAAUACAGAGUGGGAGAAGUGGUUGAAGUUGUCUUUGUAGGCGCUAACCCAAAGAAUUCAGCAGAAAACCAGACCCAUGAAACCUUCCUCACUGUGGAGAAAUACGAGGACUCUGUAGCCAACUGGCAGAUAAUGCAUAACGAUGCCUCCUGGGAGACGAGGUUUUAUUGGCACAAGGGAAUAUUGGGUCUGAGCAAUGCAACAAUACAUUGGCAUAUUCCAGAUACUGCCCUCCCUGGAGUCUACAGAAUCCGAUAUUUUGGACACAAUCGGAAGCAGGAACUUCUAAAGCCUGCUGUCAUACUAGCAUUUGAAGGAAUUUCUUCCCCUUUUGAAAUUGUCACUACUUAGUGAAAAGUUGACAGAUCUUGAAGAACAGCUUUUCUCUGUGCACAUUAUAGAGUGAUUUCACACAAAUGUGAACUACCAGUUUAAUUUUUGUAAUUGUCUCUGUUUGAGGGACAGAUUGUUUAUUGUGAAUGGACAGAGGUAUGUGUUUGUGUUGUUGUGUGAUUAUGUGCAUGCAUGGUAACAGGGAGAGAGAUUGAGGGAGAGAGAG
This is a messenger RNA of Rattus rattus (black rat), 2760 nucleotides long. It is a transcript of the gene Asah2, whose product is annotated as N-acylsphingosine amidohydrolase 2. The coding region runs from base 267 to 2552 and encodes 761 amino acids. Gene Ontology annotation, biological process: sphingosine biosynthetic process; ceramide catabolic process; long-chain fatty acid biosynthetic process. Gene Ontology annotation, molecular function: N-acylsphingosine amidohydrolase activity. Lineage: Eukaryota; Metazoa; Chordata; Mammalia; Rodentia; Muridae. The record is from RefSeq and is a predicted model, not a curated record. Gene Ontology annotation, cellular component: extracellular region. The transcript is spliced from 23 exons.